AUGCUGGUCUACGACAUCGAAAUCACCGUUCUUGAAGCUUUGAAACCGCUCUCGGCACAUUAUAUCACUGAUAGCGGCCUCACCAUAGGCUACAAGGAAACGUCCUUCGCACAAGCGAUUUCCGCUGCCAGUAUAGCCAUCUCUAUAGCCAGAGAAUGUAGUCAGGGUUCUUUGUUGAACUGUGGUUGUGACUCAAGGAAAUACCAAGGGAUGAUGAGGGAAACACCAAAUUGGAAAUGGAACGGAUGUUCUCACAACAUCAAUUAUGGAUCCAAAUUCUCAAGGACGUUUCUAGAUAGGAGAGAGAAGGCUAAAGAUAUUCAUGCUAAUGUUAAUCAUCACAACAAUCGCCUAGGCCUUAUGGUUGUGAAGAAUAAUAUGCGAAUUAAAUGCAAGUGCCAUGGCAUGUCAGGGAGUUGUGAAUUCAAGACAUGUUGGAGAAUAAUCCCAGAUAUGAGAGUUGUGGGCGAUAUUUUGAAUGAAAAAUAUCAAAACGCUAUGCUCUACAGCUUGAACAAUAGAGGUUCUAGAAAAUCAAGAAUUAAAGACGAAAAUCAACUUUUUGAAUCAGCCCAACGUAAAAGAAGACGAAGUAGCUACAAAGACAAGAAAAAACAUCACAACAACAUGAUAUACUACCAAAAAUCGCCGAGCUAUUGUGAAGCUGAUACUUCUGUAGAUUUUCCUGGAACCACUGGAAGAUUUUGCAACAGAACUGGCGAUGGCCCAGACAAUUGUUCAUCUUUGUGCUGUGGUCGUGGUUACAAUUUGUUGAGGAGAGUACAUACUGAACUCUGUAAAUGUAAAUUUCAUUGGUGCUGUGAAGUGCAGUGUCAAAAUUGUACUAUUGAUGAGUGGAUCAGUGUAUGCAAGUAGUCGAAAAAUGUUGAAUUUUUAAGCCAAAGCUGAAAGAGAUGUACCUAAAUACUUUCUUGCCUGAAUAAUUUUUUAGAUUAAAAAAAAGGGACAUGACGAGUAUCAAAAAUUCUUAGUUAUUGAAUAUAUCUCAUAACCGAAUACAUCUAUUAAUCGAUUACAGAAUAUAAAAAACAUAAUCAAUAUUUGUUUCAAAACCUCGCAUCUUUUAAGUACAUAAAUCUCACUUAGUUGACUCAGUUAAAAAUAUUUAUUCUAUAACUACUGUAAUGAAUUGCAUACCUAGAUUUUUUUCAUCUUAAAAAAUGAACAGAACUGAUCCAGAAAAAUUUUACUUAAGGAUUGAUUUUACCGAAUGUACCUAUUUUAUUUAUUCAUUUAAUAUUGUUUUCUCUAACUUAUUUAUGUAUCAGUAUUAAAUCAGAAAUAUGAAGUGAAUAUUUCUUUAUAUUUCGCAACUAUG
Harmonia axyridis is the source of this 1339-nucleotide messenger RNA. Its product is annotated as protein Wnt-10a-like. Gene Ontology annotation, biological process: neuron differentiation; canonical Wnt signaling pathway; multicellular organism development. Gene Ontology annotation, molecular function: cytokine activity; frizzled binding. The record is from RefSeq and is a predicted model, not a curated record. The coding region runs from base 1 to 876 and encodes 291 amino acids. Lineage: Eukaryota; Metazoa; Arthropoda; Insecta; Coleoptera; Coccinellidae. The transcript is spliced from 4 exons. Gene Ontology annotation, cellular component: extracellular region.